AUGGGCCCACUGUUGGUAUCACAUACAUACUUGGCAUGGGCCCACCUUUUGGGGAUGAUGGAGAUGGGGGAUGAUUGUGUCCUGGAAGAUGACUGCCACAUUAUACGGAGACAGCGGAUGGAGUCGUCUGAGCUCGAGAGCAGUUCUGAGCUCCAUGAGACGUGGCGAGACAACCGGAACAUAUGUGUCGCUCGUCGUGGGUUUGUCGGAUCCUCGCAGGAGACGUUUGGCCACGCAUUCGAUGAAGGCAGACGGCACACACUGCUGAGGAGCGGUUGCUGUGUGCGCCCUCCUGAAAACCCUGCCGGUGCGAGGCCGGUUUGGGAGUGUGUGGACCACUGGUCUUCCUUCCUACCCCCAGAGAGGCAGAGCAUCUCUGAGCUGGUGGGGAAGCCAAACACUUUGACCGCCUCAAGCGACGGUUGGAACUGUGUCCACCUCACGAGUGGGAGCUACUGCUCUGGGCCUGUGUACAUCCAACAUGGUGUACAUGUUUGA
Molecule: messenger RNA, 498 nt
Organism: Suillus subalutaceus
Lineage: Eukaryota; Fungi; Basidiomycota; Agaricomycetes; Boletales; Suillaceae
Exons: 7
Coding region: 1-498 (165 amino acids)
Source: RefSeq, a predicted model, not a curated record